UUAUUUGGUUGUUGUUGUUUUUUUUUUGUUGGUGUUGUCGCAUCGCAAUUAGUAGCGAGUUUUGCAUUCUAAAACAAAGUCAGUGACUUUCUUAUUUUGUGCUGGUUACAACAAUUUCAAUGCAUUUGUAAACGAAUCAUCAACACGAAUCUUCAGCAUAUAAUUCAGCAGCAUCUGCAAACAAAGAAACUCUACACUCACACUUAAACACACACACACACACAAAGGGCAGGUAAACACGAGAGUCGAGAGAAUCACAUACAACGAAAGUGUGUGCGUGUGUGUGUGUGUGGAGACAAUAGAAGUCUUCUAAAUCACAAAAACAAAAAUAUGGGUCGCAUCUUUCUGGAGCACCUCGGUGGGCUGAAGCUCUUCAAUUGCGCCCAGUGUCAAACGAAUUUGACCAAUCGCAGCCAAUUGAUCAGCACUCGCUUCACAGGCGCAACGGGUCGCGCUUACCUUUUUAAGCGUGUGGUCAACCUCACGUUUAGCGCCAUCCAGGAGCGAGUUAUGCUAACGGGUCGCCACAUGGUGCGCGAUGUCAUGUGCAAGAACUGCGGCGCCAAGCUGGGUUGGAUGUAUGAGUUCGCCACCGAGGAGACGCAAAAAUAUAAGGAAGGUCGUGUCAUCUUGGAGUAUGCCUUGAUCCAUGAAGCAGAAGGAUUUCCAUCAGAAGCUGGCGGCGCUAGCCACUGAACCAAAAAAAAAGGAUUUGCCUUUCCAGCUGCUGUGUGUGCAGCCCUUGUGCUUGUUCAGCCCUUGUGCGUUUUGUAGCCCUUAAGUAUUUUCGAGACUAGCAAAAGCCGCAGGUGCUGGCUUCUCUAUAGGUUUAACAACAACAAAAGC
Messenger RNA from Drosophila sulfurigaster albostrigata, 846 nucleotides. RefSeq names its product protein yippee (gene Yippee). The coding region runs from base 331 to 696 and encodes 121 amino acids. Lineage: Eukaryota; Metazoa; Arthropoda; Insecta; Diptera; Drosophilidae. The record is from RefSeq and is a predicted model, not a curated record. The transcript has 4 exons.